AUGUCACGGCGGCCUCACGGCCAGGCUGCCGCUCCCCAGCGGAAACUGUUCCUCGCUCUCGCCCUUUUUCUCCUCAACCCUGCCCUCCGGCUCGUUGAUGCUCAGCAGCAGCAGCAACAUCCGCGGCAGCCAUCCGGUCAUGACACUGCCGACCAGCUGAGCCAGCAUGUCUUCCAUCGCCUGGCCGCCGACGCAGGGCGGCAACUUCCAAUAGCUGCUUCCUCCGACAGCAGCGCGUCUUCGAGACGCUCAAACCAUCAGCAACAAAAACAACAAGCACAGGCGGCAAUGAGCUACUCCUCGCCGGCCGAGGCCGAGUCGUUUAUCGCGUCGCAGCUGACGGUCGAGACGCCCAAGAUCCAGCGCAAGCGCACAUCCAUUGACAACGGCCGCGGGUCGGACUCGACGGUGCCUGUCGAACGGGAGAGAGAGAGAGAGGCGGGCCACAGGAAGCCCCGAACGAGAUCCACUGCAGCUCCGGACUUGUCCGUUCGAGCACCAUCGCUAGCGUACCGAGACCUGGCCGCCGCUGCUCCCGGCCAGAAUCUCCCCUCGCCGCAUCUUCUUGCGCGGACGCUAGCCGACUGGGAAGUGGAACACUUUGUCCUCCUGGCCACGGUCGACGGCGACCUGCUCUCGGUCGACCGCAAGACCGGCAAGAUCCAGUGGCACAUCGAGAGCGAGAAGCCCGUGGUCGAGACCAAGCACCACCGCAGCAAUGUCUCCACUCUGGACGAGUCCUUCUUGCCGCUCGACCACUGGAUUUGGGCUGUCGAGCCGACGCGCAGCGGCGCCAUCUAUCUCAUGAUCCCGGGCAGUCCCAGCCUGGCUGAGACCGGCCUGUCGAUGAAGUGGCUGGUCGAGCAGGUGCCCUACUACGACCGCAACCACCCGGUCGUGUUCACUGGCACCAAGUCCACCACCAUGGUCACCCUCGAUGCCGCCACCGGCCGUGUGCGCGCGUGGUAUGGCACCGGCGAGGCCGAUUCGGACGCCGCCGACGCCUACAACUCGCCCGACAGCUGCAUGCGGCCCAACAACUUUGGCGAGAGCGGCGGUGAGGAGUGUGCCGUUGGCGGCUCCAUCACGCUUGGCCGCACCGACUACAAGGUCAUUGUCCGUCGCAACGACGGCAUCACCAUUGCCACGCUCAAGUACUCUGAGUGGGGUCCCAACAACUACGACAAGGACCUGCACCAACAGCACAAAGCCCCCAGCGACAACCGCUACAUCAGCGGCCUGCCCAAUGGCGACGUGUACGGAUUCAGCUUCGAUCCCGUUGUUGACGGCGUCAAGCUGGCCUUUAGCCACCGCCUGUCAGCCCCGAUCGCCCGCGUCUUCGACAUUGCGCGCCCGCCCCAUGUGCCGCUAAGCAGCUAUCCCGACCUGGCCGUGCUGCCACAGCCGCCGCCGCCGGCCGAGGACGACGAGGCAGUGCGGCUGCGUAAGUCGACCAUCUUUAUAAAUGAAACGAAAGGCGGUAGCUGGUACGCUCUCUCGGGCACCUCGUACCCGCUCAUCCUCGACGUGCCCGCUGCUGAGUGCACCGAAGCCGGCUGGUGGGACCGACACCAGACCAGUGGCCCGGCCGAGAUCCGUAACGCUCUGACCGGGAAGCACUCCCUGUCGACUGGGGCGGAGCGGCAGCGCUCGUUCCGGGCACCCGAGUACCCGACCCUACCCGGCAGCGAUGCGUCAGCGACUGUUUCCGACGACGACGUGGAGGACCUGCUCUCGCCGCCGCUCACGCUGCCAGAGCCAGCGACCGAGCCGUCUCCUUACGUGAUCACCAAGGUCAAGGAGCUGCCGCAAGUCGCGGCCAACAGCGUGCUCGACUUCUUGAGCAACCCGGUCUUCAUCAUCGCCUUUGCCACCUUUCUCUUCCUCUACCAGAAGGAUCUACGACGCUGGUACAGAAAGAAGAAACAGCAAUGGUUCGACAAGGGCGUCGCCCUCGACACAUCCGACGACGAGUCCUCCUCCGUCAUCAGAGGGACGGCUGAUGGGACAGACACCACUGCCAAGGUGCAGCCUGCAGACUUGUCGCAGUCCGGCCUGCUCUCGGAUAAAGAGGAUGGCGCGUCCGAGAGGAGAGCGACGCGGGCCGGCUCGGCGGAGACAACAACAGCAACCGCCGAUCAGGACAAGGGCAACGCACCGACAAGCCCAGCUUCUGUAUCGACCAGCGCCGAUGGCGAGAUGCCGGCACCGGAGAAGGAAAAGAAAAAGGCACACCGCGGUCGUCGCGGCGGUGCGAAGCACCGCAAGGGUAACAAGAACAAGGUAGAGACGUCGCAGUCUCGGGGCGAUGAGCCCGUUGCUCUGGCCACGGUGGACGAGGUGGUGGGACUGGCCAAGGAGCUGGGUGAAAAGCGGCCAGGGAUGGAGCCGGACAUUCUGACGGUGCCGAGCAACGUGCAGGAGGUGUCGGGUCCAAUCCUGCGCAUGGGCAGCCUGGAGGUAGACGAGGACCAGCAGCUGGGCACGGGCAGCAACGGGACGAUCGUGUUUGCCGGUCGGUUCGACGGCCGCGAAGUUGCCGUCAAGCGUAUGUUGGUGCAGUUCUACGACAUUGCGUCCCAGGAGACGAAGCUACUGCGCGAGAGCGACGACCAUCCCAAUGUGAUCCGUUACUUCGCUCAGCAGCAACGGGCUGCAUUCCACUACAUCGCGUUAGAGUUGUGCGAGGCAUCCCUGGCCGAGGUGAUCGAGAAGCCGUUCGCAUUCCGGGAGCUGGCACAGGCUGGCGAGCGCGACCUGCCCAACGUCUUGUAUCAGAUUACGAGCGGACUGAACCAUUUGCACUCGCGCAACAUUGUGCACCGCGACCUGAAGCCACAGAACAUCUUGGUCAACAAGGGCCCCAACGGCAAGCCGCGGCUGCUGAUCUCGGACUUUGGCCUGUGCAAGAAGCUCGAAGGCGGACAAAGUUCCUUUGGGGCGACGACGGCCCAUGCGGCUGGCACGAGCGGCUGGCGGGCGCCGGAGCUGCUUCUGGACGACGAUGCGCGCGACAGCGGGACGACACUGGUGGAGGCCAUGUCAACCCAGAGCGGCGGCUCGCACGGGCUGCUGGCUGGCCACGGCGAGGGACAACCGCCGAUGAGACGAGCAACCAAGGCCAUUGACGUUUUCGGGCUCGGGCUUGUUUUCUUCUACGUCCUGACUAAGGGCUCGCAUCCGUUCGACUGUGGCGACCGGUACAUGCGCGAAGUCAACAUCCGCAAGGGCAACUACAACCUGGAACCGUUGGGGAUGCUAGGCGACGUGGCACCCGAAGCCAAGGAUCUGAUCAGCCACAUGCUCCGGGCGAACCCACGACAGCGGCCGCGGACGCGCGAGGUCAUGGCCCACCCGUUCUUCUGGCCGCCCAAAAAGCGACUCGCCUUCCUCUGCGACGUGUCGGACCACUAUGAGAAGGAACCGCGCGACCCGCCGUCGGAGGCGCUGUUGCGGCUCGAGAGCCGCGCGUCCGAGGCCGUUGAGGGUGAUUUUCUGCGUCAGCUGCCACGCGACUUUGUCGACUCGCUCGGGAAGCAGCGCAAGUACAACGGUACCCGCCUUCUCGAUCUCCUACGUGCCCUCCGAAACAAGCGGAACCACUACGAGGACAUGACCGAGCCGCUGCGCCGCCUGGUUGGGUCGCUGCCCGAGGGCUACCUCAACUUCUGGGCUGUCCGCUUUCCCUGCCUGCUGCUCGUCUGCUGGAAGCUCGGCUUCGAUGAGGACUGGGAGGCGACCGACCGCUUUACCGAGUACUACCAGCCGUCGGCGGGAGUGUAG
Grosmannia clavigera kw1407 is the source of this 3783-nucleotide messenger RNA. Its product is annotated as protein kinase and ribonuclease. The record is from RefSeq and is a predicted model, not a curated record. Gene Ontology annotation, cellular component: IRE1-TRAF2-ASK1 complex. Gene Ontology annotation, biological process: IRE1-mediated unfolded protein response; mRNA processing; intrinsic apoptotic signaling pathway in response to endoplasmic reticulum stress. Lineage: Eukaryota; Fungi; Ascomycota; Sordariomycetes; Ophiostomatales; Ophiostomataceae. Gene Ontology annotation, molecular function: RNA endonuclease activity; ATP binding; protein serine/threonine kinase activity. Bases 1 to 3783 code for a protein of 1260 amino acids. The transcript has 2 exons.